GUGUCAACCGUUUCGAAAGCUUGUGUUUGUGUUUGUUGACGAUAAAAUAUUAAUAUAAUGCUGUUUUAAUAAGUAUAGAUCUACAUGUUGGCUUAUGCAUAUAGGUAUUUUAUAUGAGUUAAUAACACACCCGUUCCUAUAAAACAAAGAGUAAAGUAAUUUAUGGGGCUAUAAAACAAUCACAAUGGCUGACGAUGAUGCGCCAUCAGACAGCAGUACUUUAGUUAUUAUAGUGGAUACAAACCCCAAUCAAAGAUAUAUAACAGAAGACCCGAAGAUACUCACAGGAUGUCUGGACGCGAUAAUUGCCUUUGCUAAUUCACAUUUAAUGCAGAAAUCUAGGAACCAAUUGGCCGUUAUAGGGUGUCAUUUUCAUAAAAGUGAAUACUUAUACCCUUCUCCGGGGAAACCAUUAGAUGUAAGACAAAUUGAUGGACAGUAUGAAUUAUUUACACUUGUUGAAAAAACUAUUAAAAUGAGAUUAGUGAAUUUAAUAAAAAGCCAACCUCAUGAAGAGAAACCUGGUGAAUCCUUACUCGCUGGAGCACUGGCUAUGGGACUGUGUUUUAUUGCUAGAAUGCGUCGAGAAGCACAACCAGGACUCAGGAUGAGCAGUCGAAUGCUCAUAGUGACGGGCAGUAGCGAUACAGCUGCACAAUACAUUAAUUAUAUGAAUGUUUUCUUUACUGCACAGAAACAGCAAGUACUUAUAGACGUGUGCUCUCUCGACAAGCACCUCAGUCUACUGCAACAGGGCUGCGACAUCACCGGAGGUUUAUAUCUUAAAGUACCCUCGUUGGAAGGAUUGUUGCAGUAUUUAUUGUGGGUAUUCCUCCCCGAGGUAUGGGAGCGCAAGCAGCUGGUGCUGCCGGGGCGCGGGCGGGUGGACUACCGCGCGGCCUGCUUCUGCCACCGCGACCUGCUCACCAUCGGCUACGUGUGCUCCGUGUGUCUCAGCGUGUUUUGUAAAUUCAGCCCAAUUUGCACGACGUGUCAUACGGUGUUCAAAAUUGCUGGUCCGCUUCAGAUCAAACCUAAGAAGAAGAAAAUUAAGUUAUAGUUUUGUAAUUUGUAAAUAGUUAAGUAUCAAUAAAUAGUUUUUACAAUAA
This is a messenger RNA of Colias croceus (clouded yellow), 1109 nucleotides long. It is a transcript of the gene Tfb4, whose product is annotated as general transcription factor IIH subunit 3. The coding region runs from base 185 to 1060 and encodes 291 amino acids. NCBI's taxonomy places the organism in Eukaryota, Metazoa, Arthropoda, Insecta, Lepidoptera, Pieridae. The record is from RefSeq and is a predicted model, not a curated record. Gene Ontology annotation, biological process: regulation of DNA-templated transcription; nucleotide-excision repair. Gene Ontology annotation, cellular component: transcription factor TFIIH holo complex; transcription factor TFIIH core complex. The transcript has 9 exons.